GUUUGCGAUGAAAGUGUGGUAACAGUAGAGGUAUUAGUGAACAACAAAUGCCCGCAUUAUUCAUAUAAUGAAUCACUGGAUCCGUUGAAUGAAUCACUGGAUCCGUUGAAUGAAUCACUGGAUCCGUUAUAUUGAACCGACGAUGAAAGGCACUGAAGCAGCGAUGGACACGUUUGCGGACGUAUCGCACAAUUACCUCAACUCGCAGACCAUUCAGACAUAUCUGCAUAGUCUGAGUGGUCAGGAGAAGAGGUUCAGUGUGAUAGACGCCGACCACAACUACGCUAAGCCCUGGAACCGUCAUCCGGACGCUCAGAUCAGAGCCAAAGCCGCCAAAUUCCUCUUCAUGAAGAACUUCCCCAAACACUUCGCCCGAAGAUAUGCUUAUAAUGACCACAUGGUUGACGUGGACGUCGAGACAGUCGACGCCUAUAAGUCGCUGCCAUUCCUCGGAGGUCCGGGUGUGGAGUCGGCGUCGACUAAGGCCCAGACACUGACCACCGCUGACCUCAACAGCAAUGAGUUGACGACACCCACGAAGACUGGAUGGACGACACAAAUGAAUAAGUUGUGGACGAAAGCGACGAAAAUCCUGCACUCGGAUCGUCUCUCGAGACUGUCGUACGACUCGCUGCCAAACGAAGUGAUUUUGAAGAAGAAUCUGAUGGAGAGGACGACCACUAGGUUUCGACAUCUGUUCGCCAGCACCGGGUGGGACGUCAGCCAAAUCUCGUGGCUUAACACCACUCUCAACGAAUACGUGGGACCAGUAUUUCUGGCCGCGUAUCACGAGGCGAUGCAUAUCUUGAGGGCAAAGAUUCCGACAUUAAUUGACAAGUUUUACAUGCCUUCCAAAUAUGACUCCUCCAACCGAUUCAAACCACAGACCUGUGAUGCCAUUCAGACAAUGCUUAACAGCUAUAAACCCAAACGGAUUAACGGAAGUCCACUCUUCCUGAUUGUACCGAAUGGGCCGCAAAUACCCCAUCAGAUGACAUCUCAGCGCAUGAAACACUGGCACAACCUCUUCGGCGCGUUAGGAAAAGUCAUAACAAUCAGUGCAGUCUCGAGACCAUACGAAUCGGUUCUGGAUUUCUUGAGUGAAAUCCGAUAUUCAGUUCGCGACAAAAUCAAAGAAUGUAAGACUACUUUCAAUGAGGGCCGACCUCUGGUUUUGGUAGGCUUUGGACACUCAUCUCUGGUCGCGGCCCACUGUGCUCUCGACAACGCCUCCAACGUGAACGCAACCAUUUGUUUAGGGUUUCCAUUGACAGCCAUCAAUGGAUUCCGAGGAGAUUUAGACGACCCUUUGUUGGACACAUCUGUGGCCACACUUUUCGUGAUCGGCCAGAACUCAACGAUGGCUACACUCGACGAUAUGGAGGACUUUCGGGAACGCAUUACUAAAACCGAAACGGGUUUAGUAGUGGUCGGCGGGGCUAACGAUCGACUCUUUGUGUCGAGCAAUAAGAAGAAGUUCGAAGGAAUAACACAAGCGAUGGUCGACCGGUGUAUUGCCGAUGAAAUCUACGAGUUUGUCAGUAGUGUCUUGAAUCCCAGCUCCACCUCAUUCCCGAGCACUCCUUCGCGAGCCUCGCCCUCGAAGAGCACUCAACAGAAGAGUAUAUCUUUCGGAGUGACAGCUAUUCCUAAACCUAAGCGCAAACGUCCCUCAGCUCGAGAUAAAGAUAAAGACAGCACAUCGAAGGGUAGACCCCGUGGGGGACAGAAGAAGGUUAAGACAGAGGCGCCCAAAACUCUACCCCAACCUCUAUCGAGUUCAACCGUUACGCCUGAUUCCAAACUACCUGAGCCCGUAGUCUCUAUCAAACCUGUUUUGCCACCAAAACUAGCAGAACAGUCGACUCCCAAACAACAGACACCAACCGAACCGAUGCCACCCAUUGUAUCCACAAUACACUCGACAGCAGAAAAGACACCGAAACCAAAGGCUGAAGACAUGACAACUCCAGAGUCGACGACAACCCUUUCGCAAACAUCCAGUGACACCAUUACGACCCCAAAGACGGAACGCCAUUAUGGACUCAGUUAUGGAAUCUCUGAAAUGCCGACUGUUAUCAGUCAGAGCGCCACCAGAACUGGCCGCCAGAUCCGAGCGCCCAAAUCGCUGGACGUCUAA
This is a messenger RNA of Oppiella nova, 2140 nucleotides long. NCBI's taxonomy places the organism in Eukaryota, Metazoa, Arthropoda, Arachnida, Sarcoptiformes, Oppiidae. The record is from the annotation of a GenBank genome assembly.